AUGGAUCCCGCCACUACCAAGGUCAUACUUGGGCUCCAUCGCGAGGACCUGAACGCCGCCCUUCAGAGCCUGUCCAGGACCAGCCCUGAUGACCGCGAAGGGGCUGCUUUCGCCGCGUUUCGCGAUGAGCUGAUGAGGGGCUGGAACAAGUUACACGAUGCAGUCUUUACGCUCAUCAUCGUUCGGGAGGACGACGCCGUUCGAGAGGCUUUUACGCAACACGCGGGUGAAGCGCAGCAGGCUGAUCGCAACUACGAGAUGGCUUGCAGAUUUGCAGGUCUGCCAGUGCCUCAACGCCCUGCGGUAUCAAAUGAUCACGGAGCCCACGGAAUCGCAGCAGAUAAGCAGUCCGAAGGCGUGAACGGCAGGACGCUCGCUCAAGAAGCUCCCCGCUUCAGCUCCGUUGGGACGCAAACGGCACCUACCAAGACCAAGCCUCCUGCCGGAAACAGCUGGUGGCCAGCCUUGUCACUAAACAGUUUCAAGCGUUCGCGCGUUGAAGAUGCGGAUGAUGAAGACAAGAACUCACUCACACCAUACACGCAUGAAUCUACACUCAAGAAACGGACCGCCUGCGUUGAGCCGGCAGAACUUAGGGAGGCAGAUGACGGGCGAACCAAGCGAACCAAGCGAACCAAGCGAACCAAGCGAACCAAGCUUGUAUCAGAGGCCAGCACUACCCUUAUUAAUGCUACCGCCAAUGCCGCCUCGUCCAGCACAAUCAGCAAUGAAGAUCAUGGUCUCCCUGCAGCGGGAUCUGGCACUAUCAUGUCUCGCAAAUGCUCUGCAUGCUUGGACAUGCACCCCAUCCGAGACACAAUCCAGCUUCAAUGCAAGAACACUGGUGACGCCGAGGCUCAUGCAUACUGCCGCGAAUGUCUCAUCCACCUCUUCGAAACCUGCAUUACAGAUUCUUCGCAAUUCCCACCGCGAUGCUGUAAUCAGAUAUUACCGAUGCCGCUGCCAACACCACUUCUGCUACCGGUGCCAGGCGCCAUGGCGUACAUGUAA
Molecule: messenger RNA, 1011 nt
Organism: Alternaria incomplexa
Lineage: Eukaryota; Fungi; Ascomycota; Dothideomycetes; Pleosporales; Pleosporaceae
Exons: 3
Coding region: 1-1011 (336 amino acids)
Source: RefSeq, a predicted model, not a curated record